AUGGUUGAGGAAGCCCCCAGAUAUGACCUGGUGUUUGUCCAAAAGGAGCUCUCCAAAGUGAACAGGUUGCUUCAGAUGAAGGAAAGUCUCGUAUACAGAGACCAGCUGAUGAGCAGCAGCAGGGAUGUGAAGCUGCAGUCCAACACUGAUGUUCAGUCUAACACUGAUGUUCAGUCCAACACUUAUGUUCAGUCUAACGCUGAAGUUCAGUCCAACACUGAUGUUCAGUCUAACACUGAUGUUCAGUCCAACACUGAUGUUCAGUCCAACACUGAUGUUCAGUCUAACACUGAUGUUCAGUCCAACACUGAUGUUCGGUCCAACACUUAUGUUCGGUCUAACACUGAUGUUCGGUCUAACACUGAUGUUCGGUCUAACACUGAUGUUCAGUCUGACACUGAUGUUCAGUCCAACACUGAUGUUCAGUCUAAAACUGAUGUUCAGUCUAACACUGAUGUUCAGUCCAACGCUGAUAUUCGGUCUAACACUGAUGUUCGGUCUAACACUGAUGUUCGGUCUAACACUGAUGUUCAGUCCAACACUGAUGUUCAGUCUAAAACUGAUGUUCAGUCUAAAACUGAUGUUCAGUCUAACACUGAUAUUCGGUCUAACACUGAUGUUCAGUCCAACACUGAUGUUCGGUCUAACACUGAUGUUCGGUCUAACACUGAUGUUCGGUCUAACACUGAUGUUCGGUCCAACACUGAUGUUCGGUCUAACACUGAUGUUCGGUCUAACACUGAUGUUCGGUCCAACACUGAUGUUCGGUCUAACACUGAUGUUCGGUCCAACACUGAUGUUCGGUCUAACACUGCUGUUCGGUCCAACACUGCUGUUCGGGCUAACACUUAUGUUCAGUCUAACACUGAUGUUCAGUCCAACACUGAUGUUCAGUCCAACACUGAUAUUCGGUCUAACACUGAUGUUCGGUCUAACACUGAUGUUCGGUCUAACACUGCUGUUCGGUCCAACACUGAUGUUCGGUCUAACACUUAUGUUCGGUCUAACACUGAUAUUCGGUCUAACACUGAUGUUCAGUCUAACACUGAUGUUCAGUCUAACACUGAUGUUCAGUCCAACACUGAUAUUCGGUCCAACACUGAUAUUCGGUCUAACACUGAUGUUCGGUCCAACACUGAUGUUCGGUCCAACACUGAUGUUCGGUCUAACACUGAUGUUCGGUCUAACACUGAUAUUCGGUCUAACACUGAUGUUCAGUCUAACACUGAUGUUCAGUCUAACACUGAUGUUCAGUCCAACACUGAUAUUCAGUCCAACACUGAUGUUCAGUCCAACACUGAUGUUCAGUCCAACACUGAUAUUCGGUUUAACACUGAUGUUCGGUCUAACACUGAUGGUCAGUCCAACACUGAUAUUCGGUCUAACACUGAUGUUCGGUCUAACACUGAUGUUCGGUCCAACACUGAUGUUCAGUCUAACACUGAUGUUCAGUCCAACACUGAUGUUCGGUCUAACACUGAUGUUCGGUCUAACACUGAUGUUCGGUCUAACACUUAUGUUCGGUCUAACACUGAUAUUCGGUCUAACACUGAUGUUCAGUCCAACACUGAUGUUCGGUCCAACACUGAUGUUCGGUCCAACACUGAUGUUCGGUCCAACACUGAUGUUCGGUCUAACACUGAUGUUCGGUCUGACACUGAUGUUCGGUCUAACACUGACGUUCGGUCUAACACUGAUGUUCAGUCUAACACUGAUAUUCGGUCUAACACUAAUGUUCAGUCCAACACUGAUGUUCAGUCUAACACUGAUGUUCAGUCCAACACUUAUGUUCAGGCAGGAGGUGGAGACCUAGAAGUUCUUGGGAUGGACCAUGGACCCCAGACUGGACUGGAGAUCCACCACAGAUGCUGUGGACAGGAAGGGGAUGAGCAGGCUCUACUUCUGGAGACCAUUCACCGCUGGAUUAGACACUUCCUGGCAUCAGGAGCAGAAAAAGAGGACCACAUCAUCGUCCUCAGAGCCAGAUAUGAUCCAGGAUCCAGGAAGCCUGACGUGGAUGCCAGUGCAGCUCACAGGAUGAACCCGCUAGCUGCCCUCAACAUUGACCGCAACACUUUGGUGGGGGACAACCCCCGCCCCCACGGAGGCCUAUUCUACCCUGGCAUCCAUUCUCUUUCCAGACAAAAGCCCCAAGAGCCCGGUACCUCCGUCCCACUUGGGUGUGAGCUCCUGUACAAGCCUGAUGUAACCUUAUUGGAAGGUCAGAAAUCUGUGAACGGAUACGUUGGACUUUAUAAAAGCCCCCUUCCAGGGCUGCAGAAGCCUCUGCUUGUCUCCACUGCAGAAAGUGAUGGCCUGGGACUGGACCGCCGAGUUGUACCUAUUGACAAGCAGUCAGAACUGGGCUUGAAUGGUGCUGGUGGCUUUUUGAGAGUGCCCUGGAUCAGCCCAUACAUGGAUGCUUCAGUGUACCCCUUCCUGGACAUGGCAUACAAGGCCUCCUUUCUGUCUCAGCCAUCCCCCUUCCUCCAGCAACAGCUGGCAUAUCAGUCUCUGUGUACCACUGGAGGCAACACUCCUGGAGAAGAAAGACUGUUCUACAUGCCUCCUUAUGCCCCGGUUCAUAUCUCUUCCUCACUGGGUCCUCCUAUCAGGAUGUCUACAGCCACUCCAGCCUCUGCUGUCCUUUCACCCCUGUCCCACUGCCAGGACAAGGCCUUGCAGGGACUUGUGCCACAGUUGCAUCAAGAACCCUCUGCUUUCACCACCGGCCCUCAAAUCCACCAGGAGCCUCAGGUUCAAGUUGCUCACCAUAAUGAGCGACAACAUAGCAACAACAAUGGCGUAAAGCCCAGUCAGACCAGUUCUACCAAGCAUACUCUUGGCAAAAGCAGCAGUGCUCACAUUACCACUUUAGCUAGUUCUGCUGCAUUAGAUUCUACCCCAGUUUCCCAAACUUCCUGUUCCAUUCCCCUUACCCAAACCUUCAAAAACACCACUGCAGACCUCCAGAAGUCCCUUUAUAGGAGGAACUCCUCAUCCUCAACCUCAUUUUCAGUGUCUCAUCACUUCUGCUUGAGCCCCCAGCACAGCCCUUCAACAAAUUCAGUCGGCAACAAAACCAAAGAUGCCAGUUCAGACAGCAGUAAAUCAGACAAAUGUAUUGCACUUGCAAAGGCAUCAGUGGACAAAGCUGUACCUCAAAAGGCUACCAAAAACCAAGGAGAAAAACCUUUGGAUUUGUCUGCCAAAGAAUUUGAAAAACUUCCAAAUGGGUUUCCAUCCAAAGCAGAAGCACUAACCAAGAUGGGGUAUUUGCCAACAUCUCCUUACAGGCUGGUAGCCAAUCAGGACCAGCGCCUCAAAGAAGGUCCUCCACCUGUUAGUGCAUCAGUUAAGACUCCCGAUCAAGAAAUGAGCUGCACCUCAUCCUCUACAGGGGUUGCUCCUGGUCCCAACUGCUCUAAAUCUUUAAAGAAAAACAGUACAGACAGUGCUCAUAAUCCAGAGCAGCCCUCAGGCUCAACUGUGUCCACAGCGGCAGAGGUAAUCAAUAUUACCAGUCCGGCCUCAGGAUCUCUUUCCCCAAAUCCUAAAGCUGGAUGGUCACGAGUUCAUCCAGCUGACUCAGAGAAAAGAGGCAAAGAGGAAUCUCGCUCUGGAAAACAGAGCACACAACCUGCUCAGCCUGAGGCUCAAGAAGGUCAGUCUAGUCCUCCAGAGCAGCAGCAGUCACACAAAGAAAACAAAAACACCCUCAGACAAAUUUAUGGGGACUCUUACCUCCCUCCUGGCUUAGGAUACACUAACCGCUACAUUCCAUACUCGGUUGCAGAGAAUAUGUCGGUGCAGGGAAUGUCAAUACCAGGUAAAGCACCUGUGUACCCCCAUCCACUUUUACUUGGCAGCAGCAGGUUUUACCCAUCUCACAUUGCACCAAAACACAUCCUCCCAUAUGGAGUGCAGCCACAUCAAAGUACCCAGGAAAUGGCCCCAACUUCCAUGUUGAGUUACCCAGGUCCUAACAACAAGGAACAACUUCAAAACAGGUCUAUGACUCUUGACAAAUUCUGGAAUGCAGAACUGUCUGGGAACCAGGAAAGGCCGGAUGCAGACAGCUCCCACAAGAGUGACAAUGAUAAAGAAAAAAGUCUGAAAAAAACCUUAAAGGCUUCGGAUAAAAGUCGCUCUUCUGUCAGAGACGAUAUUGUUUGCAUUGACCUUGUGCGUGACGAGACGGAUGAUGAUAUUUUUUCCUCCAACAACUCCACGUGUAUCAGAAAAGAAAAUUCCACCAAGCAUACCAACAGUGGAGGUAACCUCAUCCAGGACAGAGGGCCAUGGCCUCCAAAUACCCUCCAUCUGAGCCAGAUACCACACACUCCCCUUUGUGACAACCCUUCAUCACCUCUUUUUACUGGCCAGGAGGCCUCUGAAGAGGGGGAGCCUCUAAGUCCUUUUCCAAACAUCCUAGAAGAGCAGUCAAUGCGGUGUGCCAGAACUUCUCCAUGGCAGUUUUCUAGAAAUUGUAAAGCUAGACCAUCUGGUUGUUCCAGGGACUUAAUAAUGGGUGUUACUUGUGGUGAAAAUAGCACUCCAACUGAAAUGAAAGGAGAGGUUACUGGAAAAACAAAUGUCCAACCUCAACAAACUCUUUCCAAAAAUGGAAACUCAUUGGUUCCUGUUGUCAGUGAAAGUUCUAGGGACUUCACCACCAACAGCGCAGAAGUCCAUUGUAUAGUCUCAAACCCCAAAACUCCAGCUAAUGGGGAUGGAUGUCCUUCAGAAAUCCCAGCAAGCGGCAGUAAGGACCCAGCAUGUAGAGAUUUCAGUCCUCAGGUCCAGCCAUACCAGAAUUUUAAUCCCACAGUUCCAGCUGGGAGAUUCCCAGACUCAAGGCCAUCACUUUUUGCCAGCAUCAACCCCAGUGGCCCCGCAUGUAAUGCAGAUGCAAACAGUCCAGAUUUCAACAGAAACUUUGUGGAACCUUGUUGCAGGGAUUACAGAUCACCAACAUGUGAACCCAGAAUUUUCAGUUGUCCAGUUCGUGGAAUUGGAAACCCUGUGUCUCCAAGCAGCAGAAACCUCAGCCCCCAGUUUACUAAUGGGGAAAACCACAAUUCCAUCCAGCCAAGAGGUCCUGCAUAUGUACAGAGCAACUUUACUAGUUUCAGUUGUGGCAUCACCCUCUCAAAGAGUCAGACAACAUGUGCAAGCAGCAAUGUCAGGGCCCCAACACCAUCCAACAAAGGCUUCACCAGGGUCCAUGCAAACCUGCCUUUAGGUAGUAUUCCUUCCAGAGACACAGGAACCACCCUCACUACCUGUGAAGAGAGGAAGGAAUCUGGUGUCCAGGAUGACAUGAAUCUCCUGACAGAUGAGGAUGAAGGCCCUGGCUGCAGUAAGAACCGGAACGCCAGCCUCACCAAACGCAUUGUCAACUCAUCCGGCUAUGUGGGCGACCAUUUUAAAUGUAUGACCACGGAGCUUUAUGCAGAUUCCAGCAAGCUGAGCAGAGAGCAGAAAGCCCUCCAGCGGGCGAUGCUGCGCUUCUCUGAGCUGGAGCUGAGGGAGGAAGAGGGAGGAGAGGAUGAAGAAGAGCCGGCAGACGGCCAGCAGGGAGACGGAGGGUGGGAUGGAGAAGGAGGAGAGGAGGAGGAGGAGAGGAGGAAUAAAGAAGAGGGAGGAUGGGAGCACUGCCAGCAGAGUGAGGGGAGGCGAGGAGGAGGAGGAGGAGCAAGAACUCCCACUGCAGCCACCGCCGAGGCUCCGAGAGGUUCCCCUCCUCUUCAACAUCUACCACUUUACCACCACUCCGGCAAUCCACCUGUCCUCAAAGAGAAGAAAGACGCCUCAACGGAGAAGAAGGAAGAAGAUGAAAAAACAGGAGAAAGUGUUCAGCAAAAGAAAAAUUUAGUCUCACAGCUGGAACAACAGCGGAGGUUUCUACCGGCAGCCAGAGGCGUGUUUCAGGGAAACUCCUCCACCCUCGUGUCAAAUCCCAGCAUGGCGAUAAACCGACGGCGAAUCUUCAGCCUGGAGCCUUUCCACCAGAGCAGCAUCAUCAGCAGCCGACAGAAGAGGGGGCGGGAGGAUGAGAAGGAGGACGAGGACGGGACCAGAAACCCCAACAAGAAGGCCAAGCUCACCAGUGUUAUAACAGACUCCACUCUGGAAGACGUGAAGAAGCUGAAGGUCUGCAUCGAGUUAAACGGCCUCCGACUCAACAAGCCCCGCCUCCCAGCAGAGUUAAGCCAAUGGCUGCCCUCUGGCCAGUGGUCAGCAGAGAUGGACAGGAAGUUCAGAAUGGACCUCCCACCUAUCAAGGGGAGCUCAGAGGUCAAUGGAGGAGGGUGUGAGCCCACAUUCCUGAAAAGAGAUGGCCAGAGAGUUUUCCAGGUGACGCCGCCCUCCUCUGGCGCCCGUCUCCCCCAGCAACCGAGCAGCUCUAUUCCCAGGCCAGCGGCCUCCUCCCUUUCCUGCUCCUGCCUCCAGGACAAACAUCAGAAAUUAAAAGAAAGCCGCAGGGUUUCUUCUUCCCUUCCUCCCUCUUCGGCCUCACCUGACCCCCAUCUGUUCCGCUGCCAUGACGACAACCUCAACAAGCCGAAGGGCAAACGACCCUGCAAGAUGAAGCAUACAGGAGGAGAGACUGCGAAGGGGGAGGAGAGAGAUGAGGAGGGAUGCGACGAUGAGGAGAAGAGUGGAAAGGCCUCUCCUCCAGACCCGUCGGGCUCACCAGGCCGUCGGCCUCCAUCUCCGCAGAACACACACUCCGCUCGGCCCGUUCCUCCGGAGGUGCGGCGACUCAUCGUGAACAAAAACGCCGGAGAGACGCUGCUGCAGCGCGCCGCCCGGCUGGGAUACGAGGAGGUGGUGCUGUACUGCCUGGAGCAGCGACUCUGCGACGUUAACCACAGAGACAAUGCUGGGUACUGCGCCCUGCAUGAGGCUUGUGCCCGCGGCUGGCUGGGGAUUGUACGCCACCUGGUGGAACACGGAGCUAGCGUUAACUGCAGCGCUCAGGACGGAACCAGACCCCUUCACGAUGCCGUAGAAAACGACCAUGUGGAGGUGGUGCGUUUUCUGCUGGCCUGUGGUGCCGACCCCACCCUCACCACCUACUCCGGAAGAGGACCGCUUAACAUGACCCACAGCGCGACCAUGGAAACCUUCCUGGAAGACUAUCUGUCUGACAUCCAGGGAAGGUCGGAGGGCGAUCCUGGAAUCUACUGGGAGUUUUACAGCAGCUCGGUGUGCGAACCGUCCGGUGAACGGGGUGUUCAUAACAUUCUGGCUGACCCGCCAGGACCAGAGGAGGAUGAGGAGGAUGAUGAAGAGGAGAAUGUGGAUGAAGAGCAGCGUGCCAGGAGGGAGGUGUUUGAGUUCGAGCUGUCCGACCGACCUCUGCUCCCCUGCUACAACAUCCAGGUGUCGCUGUCGCAGGGGCCCAGGAACUGGCUCCUCCUCUCCGACGUCCUGGGCCGCCUGCGGAUGACAUCGCGCUCCUUCCGCCGCCUUUUCCCUCAGCUCAACGUGCAGUCCGUCCCCGAGGAUGAGUUCUACCGGCAGGCGUCUCUGUCACAGCUCCUGACCGGUCCUGAUGAACAGGAACUCGCCUCCUUCAGACCCGAUGUAAAGGACCCUCUGGAGCUGGUGGAGGCCACCCCCGAGCUGGCCGGCAUGCUGGGCUCCUCCCUGGAGUUCAUAGACAGUCGCAGGGACUCCCUUGAAGCUUCGCCACCCCCAUCACCAUCACCUCCAUCAUCACCAAGACCGCUUCAACACACUGCAUCAAAGUUACCUCCAGAGCUCCAGGAAACGGCAUCUGAAACUAAAGAUAGUUCUCCAGACUCCAGCUCCGGAAGGAAACAUGUGGGACGUUCUGUCCCGGCAGUUAAACUAGAUCCCAGCAUGUGGGAACCUCAGAAACAGAAAGGUAAAAAUUCCAGCACUCCCACUUCAGCAAAGCCAAGCAAGACUGCCAAUGUUAGCAUGUGGGAAACACGUAGGCAGCAUAGUCAGAAACCUGGGAUCAGCGAUUUCACUGAUCCAGACUCAAAGAUGGACUCCAGCAUAUGGGAACAAGAACGAGGAAGUAAAACCUCGGGACUCGCUCCCGUCAAAUCCGACAUGAUGGCUGGCGCUAACAUAUCGGGACAACGUCAAGGAAGUAAAACCUCGGGAUUCGCUCCCGUCAAAUCCGACACGAUGGCUGGCGCUAACAUAUCGGGACAACGUCAAGGAAGUAAAACCUCGGGAUUCGCUCCCGUCAAAUCCGACACGAUGGCUGGCGCUAACAUGUCGGGACAACGUCAAGGAAGUAAAACCUCGGGACUCGCUCCCGUCAAAUCCGACACGAUGGCUGGCGCUAACAUAUCGGGACAACGUCAAGAAAGUAAAACCUCGGGACUUGCUCCUGUCAAAUCCGACACGGUGGCUGACACUAACAUGUCAGGACAACAUCAAGGUAGUAAAACCUUGGGACUCACUUCCGUCAAAUCCGACACGGUGGCUGGCGCUAACAUGUCGGAACAACAACGGUUAAGAAGUAGGAGCACUGGGAAUUCUGAAACAAAACUGGACAGUGGAGUAUCAGAACAAGCUCGACUUCAGAGUAAGAACACCGGGAAUCAUGGUCCAUUGGAAGUUCUGUUCAAGAAUCAACAAAACAAGGCAGGCAGGGUUUUAGAUUCUUCAAAUCUACCUUCUGUGACUGAAAAACAACUGCGAAGUAAGAAUGCCACGAUAUCCAAUGCCACCAAGCCAGAUUUGAGGGACCAUCAGAGAAUGAAAAGAGCUGGUGGCACCAGCACAGCAACCAAAAGAGACACUGACCCCGAUGAGGGCCACGGCCAAGCAGGUAAGACCAUAAAGAUGGACGCUGCCUGGCAGAGGAACCUGGCCAAUGUCAGAGUCCACAUCAGGGACCUGGGGAUGAAAAUUAGUACCAUUCAAGGAGACCUGAAGAAGGAGUCUGGGAAAGUGGUGGUGAAAGGUGUCAGAACCAAAACCAGGUCAUGAGAAGAUGGAACUCCUUCAGGAAAUAAGAAACGCUGAAUCUUAAGGAGUAUGAGAACCAAACCAAGCUGCUCUGAGACUGAGAAAACCCGUAAAUGUUGUAAAUGCAGUAACCUCUGACAGACACUGUAACCGUAUUGUUUGUUUUGUGGAAACUGUAAAUAUUCUUUUUUUUAUUUAUGAGCACAGAUUUGAUGGGUCUUUGUUCUUUGUAUAUGCGGUCUGGUGUAAAUAUGAUGCUGUUUGUGUUGAUGUGGUGAGAGUUCUGGUUACCAAACUCUUACCGUCCAAUAAACAUUACAAAGAAAGAAAU
Messenger RNA from Melanotaenia boesemani (Boeseman's rainbowfish), 9295 nucleotides. RefSeq lists its product as uncharacterized. The record is from RefSeq and is a predicted model, not a curated record. The coding region runs from base 1 to 8985 and encodes 2994 amino acids. The transcript is spliced from 15 exons. NCBI's taxonomy places the organism in Eukaryota, Metazoa, Chordata, Actinopteri, Atheriniformes, Melanotaeniidae. Gene Ontology annotation, molecular function: protein binding; transcription corepressor activity. Gene Ontology annotation, cellular component: nucleus. Gene Ontology annotation, biological process: negative regulation of transcription by RNA polymerase II.